ACUUACAUCGUGUAACAACAGAGACAGAGCGAGAGACAGGGUACAAGGAAGAGCGGUUACAAAAGGUGCGGCGGCGGCGGCACCAAAUCGAAGUGAAUUAGGGCGAACCGAACCGACGGUGGGUGGUGGCAAUGGCGGCGGAGGAGCAGAUUGAGUUCAGGGUUUACAAUUCCAUGACUCAUGAGAAGGAGAUCUUCAAGCCCAAAGUCCCCGGCAAGGUUUCCAUGUACGUUUGUGGUGUCACUGCCUACGAUUUCAGCCAUCUCGGUCACGCUCGUGCCGCCGUUUCUUUUGAUAUCCUCUUCAGGUACCUUAAACACUUGGGCUAUGAGGUGACAUAUGUACGCAAUUUCACUGAUGUUGAUGACAAGAUUAUUAAGCGAGCAAAUGAGACCGGGGAGGAUCCUUUGAUGCUAAGCAAGCGUUUUUGCAAUGAAUAUGAUGUUGAUAUGUCUGGUCUUCAGUGUGAGAGACCAUCUACGGAGCCUUGUGUUUCAGAUCACAUUGAGAAGAUAAUCGAGAUGAUACAGCAGAUUAUCAAAAACGGCUAUGCAUAUGAAGUUGAUGGUGAUGUUUUCUAUUCUGUCACUGAAUUCCCAAGUUAUGGCAUGUUGUCUGGACAAAGGCUAGACCAUAAUAGAGCGGGAGAACGAGUUGCUGUCGACACCAGAAAGCGUCAUCCUGCUGAUUUUGCAUUGUGGAAGAAGGCUAAGCCGGAUGAGCCUCGGUGGCCCAGCCCUUGGGGUGAUGGAAGGCCUGGGUGGCACAUUGAAUGCAGUGCAAUGAGUGCUUGUUAUUUAACUCAUAACUUUGAUAUUCAUGGUGGUGGGAUUGAUUUAAUAUUUCCUCAUCAUGAAAAUGAGAUUGCACAGAGCUGGGCUGCAAACAAAGAGAGCAAUGUCAGCUAUUGGAUGCACAAUGGGCAUGUCACUAACAACAAUGAGAAGAUGUCAAAAUCCUUGGGCAAUUUUUUCACCAUUCGUCAGAUUACAGAGCGUUAUCAUCCACUUGCUUUGAGACAUUUUUUGAUUACUGCCCAUUACAGAUCUCCGCUUAAUUACUCAAUCUCACAGCUGGAGACUUCAUCUGAUGCUAUUUAUUAUAUAUUUCAGACUCUUCAAGAUUGUAAAGAUGCUUUAUCACCAUUGCUACAAGUGGACACUGAAAGGAGUGAAAAUUUGCCUCAAAUUAAUGAGGCUGCCAAGGACUGCAUCAAGAAGUUGAGUGUUGAGUUUCAAACAAAAAUGUCAGAUGACUUGCAGACACCAGUAAUACUUAAUGGUGCUCUCCUAGAGGCCUUGAAAUAUGUGAACAGUUCUUUGAAGUUGCUGAAGAAAAAGAUGCAGAAACGGGCACAGUUGCAAUUAGUUCAAUCCCUAUUGGAAACUGAGAAAGAAGUUAGAAAAGUUUUGGAUGUACUAGGAUUAUUGUCCUCUCAAUCCUAUGAUGAGGUUCUGCAGCAGUUGAAAGGUAAGGCACUGACGAGAGCAGAUCUGGAAGAAGUUGAUGUGCUACAUCUGAUAGAAGAAAGAACUCAAGCUAGGAAAGAUAAGGAUUUCCCCAAAAGUGAUAAGAUUAGGACUGAUUUAGCAGCGAAGGGCAUUGCACUGAUGGAUGUAGGUAAUGAAACUAUUUGGAGACCAUGCAUACCAAGUUAAGCACUUAUUGCCGAAGUUGUUCAGACAGACAUCAACAUACAUCAUCAUGAAUGUGGUAUCAAUGUCCCAGCAUAGGUGUGAUUAAUACAGAACUGUGUUAUGAUUUAUUAAUACUAGAACACGAGGCUUGAACAGUGUAAAAUAUCAAUUCAAGGUUUUGACUAAGUUCCCUGAGUCCAUUUAUGGUCCUGACACUGAUAGUUUAGCUGGCUAUGACAAUUACUAAGUUUAGCCUCGUGCUGAGAUUGAGAUUUUUUAAAAUUAUUGAAACUCUUGUUUUUUACUAAAGAAAGUUCAAAUAUUAUUGUAGAAUA
Molecule: messenger RNA, 1972 nt
Organism: Lotus japonicus
Lineage: Eukaryota; Viridiplantae; Streptophyta; Magnoliopsida; Fabales; Fabaceae
Product: cysteine--tRNA ligase 2, cytoplasmic
Exons: 9
Coding region: 132-1658 (508 amino acids)
Biological process (GO): cysteinyl-tRNA aminoacylation
Cellular component (GO): cytoplasm
Molecular function (GO): ATP binding; cysteine-tRNA ligase activity
Source: RefSeq, a predicted model, not a curated record